ACAAAUUACAAACCAGACCUCAAAGACUAAAACGGUUAAGUGUCGUGCAGGUCUCAUUUGAAUGAAUCGCUUAAUUCGUGGAAGACAGUAGUAGAGUUAGUUAUAGUCCAGUCAGUUCCACAGCGAGAGUCAGAAGGAAGAGAAGAGGAGAAGCUUCGUCCGAAGUUUAGUGUCUUAGAGAUAAAGGAGGAGGAGGUGGUAAUGACGAUGGCAAUGUUGAACAUCUUAUCUCAGUCAUCCUCGACUUUAUCUUCGCCGACUGUUUCUUCAUCUUCUUUGGUUUUAUCUCCUUAUAAAUACCCACACCACUUUUCUCAUCAUCAUCAUGUUAACAUUUUCAAUUCAUUCUCUUUUCCAACAACAAUUAAUACGAAUCUCUAUAAGCUCAAUUCCUCUUCUUCUUCUUUAUCAUCUUGUUCUUGUUCUGUUAAUCCAAAUUUAUAUUCAAUGUCGACCCACAAUUCAGGUUCUUCUCUAACUAGUAGAUGUUCAUGGAUGCAAGAUAAUUCCAAUUCAGCAUCUUACAACCCUGUAUCCAGCAAUGGAUGCAGGCCAAUUGGCCCCAGUCCAUUGCAUUCGGUGUUGCCGACAUCACCUGCUAAAGUUGCAUCGGUGCAGGAUCUUUUUGAUUUUAUAUGUUCAGGUCCACUUAUUGAAAAAAUGAAAUUAGACCCUGAAAAGAUUGGAAGUUCAAUUGAUAGGUGGUUAGAAUGUGGUAGAUACAUUUGUAGAAUGUUUCAGCUCAAUGAAUUUAAUCUGACACAUCCUCAAAAGGUCAGGGUCUACCACUACUAUAUUCCUGUCUUCAUUUGGUGCGAAGAUCAGAUCAUUGAACAUAGAGCAUCCUACAAAGAGGGUGAUGAGAUUCCUCCAUUAGUGAUUGGGUUUAGUGCACCACAAGGUUGUGGGAAGACCACACUUGUUUUGGCCCUCAACUUUCUUUUCGGGGCAAGUGGCAGGAAAUCUGCAACAAUAUCGAUCGACGACUUCUAUUUGACAGCCGAGGAUCAGGCUAAUCUAAGAGAGCAGAAUCCUGGAAAUCUAUUACUAGAGCUUCGUGGAAACGCUGGAAGUCAUGAUCUUCCGCUCUCAGUUGAGACACUCACAGCCCUAACCCAAAUGACUAAAGAAGGUAUGAAGAUGAAGUUACCGCGAUACGAUAAAUCUGCAUAUGGUGGAAAGGGUGACAGAGAUGAUCCCUCAAACUGGCCAGAGGUUGAAGGGCCAUUACAGGUAGUCUUAUUUGAAGGCUGGAUGCUUGGCUUCAAGCCUCUUCCAGUUGAAGUCGUCAAAGCUGUUGAUCCACAGUUGGAAAUCGUAAACAAGCGUCUAGAAGCUUAUUAUGAAGCUUGGGAUAAGUUCAUUAAGUCAUGGAUAGUAAUCAAGAUUAAAGAACCAAGUUGUGUCUAUCAAUGGCGGUUGCAGGCAGAGCAUGCCAUGUUAGAGGACGGCAAAGCUGGAAUGUCUGACGAAGAGGUUAUGGAUUUUGUUUCGCGAUACCUUCCUGCAUACAGGGCAUAUCUCCCAACUCUUUACUCUGAAGGACCUAGUGGUUCAAAUCCUGAGCAUGUUCUUAUGGUCGAUAUUGAUGAAGAAAGGAAUCCCAUCUUAGCCGGCUAGAUUUCUAUUUAGUGAGACAGAUUUUGGAGGCCAAUCAAUUCUUUGGUUUCUUCUUCGGCAAAAUUUAUUUACCAAUAUAUAUCAUCCAAGCAUUAAUUGGUUUGGAUUAGGAGUAAUAAUGUUAGUAGUUUCCUCUCCCAGGUGAAUUAAUUUGAUCAUUGGUUCUUUGUAAAUUGUAAGCAGUAUUUAUGAAGUGUAUAAAAUGAAGUGAUAUUUGUUGCUUCUAUUUCGAAGCUCAAGAUGGA
Molecule: messenger RNA, 1865 nt
Organism: Papaver somniferum (opium poppy)
Lineage: Eukaryota; Viridiplantae; Streptophyta; Magnoliopsida; Ranunculales; Papaveraceae
Product: D-glycerate 3-kinase, chloroplastic-like
Exons: 10
Coding region: 202-1620 (472 amino acids)
Biological process (GO): photorespiration
Cellular component (GO): cytoplasm
Source: RefSeq, a predicted model, not a curated record